Molecule: messenger RNA, 739 nt
Organism: Branchiostoma floridae (Florida lancelet)
Lineage: Eukaryota; Metazoa; Chordata; Leptocardii; Amphioxiformes; Branchiostomatidae
Product: ATP-binding cassette sub-family F member 1-like
Exons: 5
Coding region: 118-414 (98 amino acids)
Molecular function (GO): ATP binding; ATP hydrolysis activity
Source: RefSeq, a predicted model, not a curated record
UGAUAUACAAAUGCAGUAACUCAUCAUAACUGUUUUGCAAUUUUAUGUCUUAUAGCGGUCACUUUUGGCUAUGAUAACCAGCCCUUGUUGUUCAAGGAUGUGGACUUUGGUAUAGACAUGCACUCCAGAGUGUCUAUAGUUGGCCCAAACGGAGUGGGAAAAAGUACCUUCCUCAAACUGCUGGCAGGGCAGAUACCACCACUGCAGGGGGAACAAAGGAAGAAUCCCAGACUGAAAGUAGGGUUCUACAACCAGCACUCGGCAGACCAGCUGGAGGUUGACAUCAGUCCCACGGACUACCUCCAGAAGCACUUCAACCUGCAGUAUCAGGACGCCAGGAAAACCCUGGGCAGGUUCGGACUGGUCAGCUAUGCCCACACCAUCCCCAUACGGGAUCUCUCAGGUAACUGUUAGAUAAAGUAUCAGGGUUCGGACUGGUCAGCUAUGCCCACACCAUCCCCAUACGGGACCUCUCAGGUAACUGUUAGAUAAAGUAUCAGGGUUCGGACUGGUCAGCUAUGCCCACACCAUCCCCAUACGGGAUCUCUCAAGUAACUGUUAGAUAAAGUAUCAGGGUUCGGACUGGUCAGCUAUGCCCACACCAUCCCCAUACGGGACCUCUCAGGUAACUGUUAGAUAAAGUAUCAGGGUUCGGACUGGUCAGCUAUGCCCACACCAUCCCCAUACGGGACCUAUCAGGUAACUGUUAGAUAAAGUAUCAGGGUUCAGACUGGUCAGC